Molecule: messenger RNA, 6936 nt
Organism: Paramuricea clavata
Lineage: Eukaryota; Metazoa; Cnidaria; Anthozoa; Malacalcyonacea; Plexauridae
Source: the annotation of a GenBank genome assembly
AUGAGUGCGAAAGAAAAAAUAGAUGCAGAAAAUUAUGAAAAUAUUUGUUUAUCUUGUAAAAACGACGAGAUAAAGAAAUAUCGAGUGUUAGUAAAUAGCGGUCGUUCACAGUAUAACUUCUUGGAAAUAUUUCGAGAGAAAUUUGGUGUUUUUCUGGAAUGCCUCUGUGAAAUUUACCCGCGCUGUUUCCUAUGCCGACGAUGUGUGCAAGAAAUAAAGCGACUUGUAAGCGCGGAGAACACUAUAAAUGCUGUGAACAAGUAUUUUAAUGAAUUAUUCAAAGAACGGGAAUUAGAAUCCAUUUCGAAAAUAGAAGGCAAGAGGUUAUGUCACAACACCAGCUUCGAAAUCCCCACUUCAAAAAAAGUGAAAACUUACCUCGCAUAUAACGAACAGGGAGGAAAUAGCCAUUCCAGUCAACAGUACAGUUCAUCUUUGUUCUCAAUCCAACCACAAAUUGCAUAUCCUAACCACAUGUUUAUACCGCAACCUUAUGCUGGAUUAGCUGUUGGUAGUGUUACUGUCCAGUCGCAACGACUGCCGUUGGCUAUGAAUCAUAAUAACUUUGACAUACAGAAUGAGGGCAUCGAUUUUGUCAAUGCCUCUGCGACGUCUACACCCAAAAAGCGUCAAGUACCAACAAACACAGAGCCGACAGUGGUCACAGUGUCUGUUAAAUACCCAUCGAAAUCAAAGCAGAAGCAACUCAGGGGUGAUUUUGCAAAACUUGGCAAAGCUUUAGUGCACGAAAAUAAUGUUGGAAUUGCAAACACUGUUACUAAAUUGAUACACCUGCGCGAGAAGGUAAUUGAAUGCAUAUUGCGACUUUUGAAGAAAGAAAUUGAGGAUUUGUGUUCUACGGGAAAGCCAUCUUUGUUACGGGGUACAACAAAGGAAAAACUUUAGAGUUUCAAGUUAGAAAAACUUUGUGAAGAAUGGGCAGAGCGAGCACCAUUAUUUUAUUCCUUUUUACGUGUUUGUUGUUUCAAGUCAAACAAAGAAGAUGCCAAUUGGUGCCCCGGGAUGGCUAUGGCUGGUAGCGUGUUACUGAAACAACGCAAUAAACACAUGAACGCAAUGGCUGCAAUAAUUGGAAUGACACUGAAAACUUCAUCAACAUCGGUAUGAUAUUAAUUUAAUUUGUACAAUUUAUAUUCAACUUGAUAAAACAUGAGACAAUCUAGUAAUAAAUCUUGUCCCUUCAUAUCAAAGAGUACUAUAUAGCAUAGACAUAAAAAUGCUAUGCAUAGAAGCCCAUAGCGUUAUAUACUAAGAAUGGUCUUGAUUUCUGUGUUAUGGGUGAAACUAUUUUAAUAUUACAUUAUUCAUGUUUAGGUUUAUGAUCAAAAACCGUACCUUUUUUGUUUGUUAAAUAUGCAUGCAUGUAAUAAAGUAUGCACUAUUGUACAUAUCUCAGGUACUUGACACUUGUAGUAUGUUCUACGUGUAUGAUUAAAAGGCAAACGCAUUGACAUUGUAUAAACCCUUGGCCUUACGGAGUUAUGGCUUAUAUUUUCAAAACAAACAAACACAAAAUGAACAGGCUUACAGUAAUUCAAAUGGCAUUACCGUCUAUAUCAUGGCCAGAUUUUGAGGGGAUGUGUGGGGAGGUGCGCAUCUCCCAUAUAUACCUCCCCUGAGAUCGUUUUGCACCUCCCCCGAGAAUUUUUGCACCUCACCUGAAAAGUGAACGCACCUCCCAUCGGGAAAGUUUCAAUGAUAAAUCAAAGUGAAUAUUUGACAUUGCUUAGGGUCGAUAUUUCAUAAAAACAGUGAUAUAGCCAUCUGUGUCAAAUACCGUUUUAUUAAUAAUGCAAUGUUUUGCUAACAUGCAUAUGUCACGUUGACUUUAGCCUGUUCUAAGCCAUAACUUUCAGAGCAUUUUUUAAUAAUUCGUCAGUGGGGAGGGGGGGGGGCAUUUUAAAUUAAUAGUAGGGAGGCGGGUCUGGGGUAUUCUCCCCCAGAAAAUUUUUGUGUUUUUCUACCCCUAUAAUUGCAAUUCCCUGCAUUUUCUGAAACAGAUUUUUGGAUAUACAGCCAUUACAUUAUGCUGUUGAUAGACUGAACCUUCAGUUAAGUACUUGCAUAUUAUGUUUAUAUAUGUAGAUACCACAACUUGGCUGUCACUCAGGGAGCCAGGUUGAUAAACUUAGAGGGCCCGACUCCCACGAAGCGCCACCAUGGUUGGCACAGAGCGGAAAAUUUUUGAAAAUUUUGCGUCUCUAAAUUGUCGGAAAUGGCAUUUUCAAAGUCUUCUCUGCCUCUUUUGUUAGGCCCUUUCAUUAAUUCGUUCAUUACGAUUUGUGAGUCUAUGCUAUCCGUGAGUCAGGAUGGAUUAUUGCGAGAAAUGUUAUCAAAAUAUCGAUUACAGAUAUUUGAUUAUAUAUAUAUAUAUAUAUAUAUAUAUAUAUACGAUUUCAAAUACUUCUAGUUUCGAAAUCAAUUGGGUUUUUUUGGUGGGGAGCCAAAAUUAUUUCCCCCCCCCCCUUAUAAAACACUGGGUCAAGGGCCCGUUGCCCCCUGCAUCACUAACUUGUUUAGCCGAGCCUUCCAACAACUCAAAUCUAGAGGGUCUGGGAAAUGCAACCCACAGGAAAAUGUUUAACAUCUAAUAAGGUAUUUACAACACAAUGUUUAGCAUUAAGGAUAUAAAAGACAGGACAUAAGAUUCACAAACCAAAUUUCAGUUACUAGAAUAUCAAACCUCCCUUCUAAAUUCCAUGUUUUGCUUAUAUUUUAGAGAAAAGGGACUUUGACUGGGGGCCAAAAUAGUUGAGUGGGGGGGGCCGCCUUGGGGGCUGGGUUAUAUAGUUAAAAAAUGCCCUGAUAACUUUCCAUGGGGGUUGUGACCGCUGCACCUCCCCUAAAUUUUUUUCCCACUUCUCCCACUAUUUCCACCAAAAUCCGGCCUUCAGGUCUAUAUGUAAGAAGUAUGUGUUACAUCAGGUUAAAAAAUCCAAGUUCCAUAUGAAAAUCUUAUAUUCUUUUCAGACAGUAAUUAGUACUUUUGCAAAGCUUAAACUAAGUUGCUGCAAUCUUACUAUCCUAAAGAAGAUGGAUGCUUUGAGACAAAACCAUGACGAGAUGCUACAAAAUGCAAAACAACAGAUAGAAGAAAGUUACAAAGAUGGAAAGUUUGGCCCUUCAUCUCAUCCUGGUUUUUCCAUCCCAUUCGACAACAUAGAUGUUACGAUUGGUCGACGGCAUAUGACAAUUGCGCAUCAGAAUCAGGACUGUCACUGGGUCAAUCAUAUAUACGUACAGAAUCGGGUUUCAGGUAACUAUUUGCCUGCUAGUGGCUGCAGCCAGGACAUUGAUAAGUUAGACAAUAUUGAUAUACUCGUCAGUUCACAGGAUGAGAAGAAGCAAAAGUUUGAAUAUGGAAUUCUAGUAUCGCGUUUCCUGGUUGAGCAUUUCAAGCAAUUUGAAUUUCUGAAAAAAGUAUGUAUUUUGCAUAUCACACAUCGAUAUACCAAAGAAAUGGGGACGAAAUCUGUCAAGGUGUGUCCAUUAGGCCAAGUAAAAUAAUUUGGUUGGCGUCCCUGCCUGACCAGUAAAAAAGCUCCCCGACCCAUAUUUUUUUAGUUUUUAUUAAUUUAUUAUAUAAAUACCUUAAAAAUCUUAUAUUCCAAAAGAAUAUGUCAACAUUUAUAUAAAUAAACCAACAUUCACAGCCGGUGUUACAAUUGUCAGUAGUUGACUAGUGCUGGGGUGUGAUACACACGGUUAGCACAAUUUUCCAUCCAGCAAACUGAUCUCAGACAUCAUUUUCGGGAGAUGGAAGAGGUGUUAAAUUUAUAUGUAACUAACCCAAACCCUACCCCUACUCUAACCCCUAACCACAACUCUAACCAUAUAUCCAUAACUGAAUUAAUAAAAAAAUCCAAAAAUAAACGCCUUUUUUUUUAAACGACCAGGGCAUUUUGCUGGAUGGAAAAUAGUGCUAACCGUGAUACACACAAUUGCUAUAAAUCCUCAAUAUAAUAAAUAUGCUCAUAUUUUAUAUCCCUGGGAACAAGGCUGAUUUUAUAUAGUUACAAAUAAAAAAAUAACACCCCUCCCCUCCCCUAAAAAUUAAGAAAAAAGGACGCUAGGGCCUUUUAAAUCACUUGCACACAUUUUAGUAAAUUCAUAAUUUCCGUUUUACAGAGUCACAUUCUCAGUUACUAUUAAAUGUUAAAUUUCUUAUACAGGAGCACUUAGGAAUCAUAUUUAAAAAUGAAAAUGCAAAUGAUGAGAUGAUCGAGAUAUUGAAACAACUUCAGUCCUAUCUGCUAUGCCACACAAAUGAAGAUGAGAUGCAGUUCGAACCACAAAUAUUAGCUGGUGAUCAGUUGACAGUUGAGCAAACCAUCAAUGUUAAACAGUCUGUAAGCAAUGGGUAUAAAGCAGAAGAUCGUCUAGAAGGGAUUAUUAUGCAGCUGGGAGAUUGGCAUACUGGUCUCAAAAUACUUUCGGUAAGAUUGUAUAUGUAUGUAUUUAUCAUGUUGAUAGAUGAGUGAUGGGUCAAUCAUAUAGUGAACUGUAUUAUAUAGUUAUUAUAUAAAGAAACCAUCAGAUUGCAAGGUGACUACGUAUUCCCUAGAAUUUGUAGGAUACAGUGGCACUGCUAUUUUCAUCAUAUGUCCGAAUCCAAUUUGAACAUAAACAACUCUAGCUAUUAUUUGCCACAGUGGUGUAAAUAUAACAGUCCAAUAGACUUUUCAUAAAAUUUAAUCUAAUGAAGAUGAGAUGCAGUUCGAACCACAAAUAUUAGCUGGUGAUCAGUUGACAGUUGAGCAAACCAUCAAUGUUAAACAGUCUGUAAGCAAUGGGUAUAAAGCAGAAGAUCGUCUAGAAGGGAUUAUUAUGCAGCUGGGAGAUUGGCAUACUGGUCUCAAAAUACUUUCGGUAAGAUUGUAUAUGUAUGUAUUUAUCAUGUUGAUAGAUGAGUGAUGGGUCAAUCAUAUAGUGAACUGUAUUAUAUAGUUAUUAUAUAAAGAAACCAUCAGAUUGCAAGGUGACUACGUAUUCCCUAGAAUUUGUAGGAUACAGUGGCACUGCUAUUUUCAUCAUAUGUCCGAAUCCAAUUUGAACAUAAACAACUCUAGCUAUUAUUUGCCACAGUGGUGUAAAUAUAACAGUCCAAUAGACUUUUCAUAAAAUUUAAUCUAAUGAAGAUGAGAUGCAGUUCGAACCACAAAUAUUAGCUGGUGAUCAGUUGACAGUUGAGCAAACCAUCAAUGUUAAACAGUCUGUAAGCAAUGGGUAUAAAGCAGAAGAUCGUCUAGAAGGGAUUAUUAUGCAGCUGGGAGAUUGGCAUACUGGUCUCAAAAUACUUUCGGUAAGAUUGUAUAUGUAUGUAUUUAUCAUGUUGAUAGAUGAGUGAUGGGUCAAUCAUAUAGUGAACUGUAUUAUAUAGUUAUUAUAUAAAGAAACCAUCAGAUUGCAAGGUGACUACGUAUUCCCUAGAAUUUGUAGGAUACAGUGGCACUGCUAUUUUCAUCAUAUGUCCGAAUCCAAUUUGAACAUAAACAACUCUAGCUAUUAUUUGCCACAGUGGUGUAAAUAUAACAGUCCAAUAGACUUUUCAUAAAAUUUAAUCUAAUACAAACAUUACUACUACAUAGUACAAGAUUAUCCUACCCAUACAAUAAGUUAUGGAAAUUUACUGUUAAUUAUAAUGACAGGAUAUUAGACAAAAUAAUUAUAAAUUUAAAUUCUUGUUUACAGAUGAUAUAUCAACGAUUUUAUUCAGCCAAAUCAGAUGGCGAUAUGUGCACAAUGUUUUCUGACAGGACACUUAUCAACAGAAGAAAUGUGUUAAGUGAUCCUAAGAAUGCCUAUGCCCCUAAUAGGGAUUUUUUGUUGCUUGAGUUUUAGGCACGAGUCAUUGCAGCUGCAAUGAAUGUUUUAGGGUUUGAAUCUCUAACAGCAGCACCAAGUAAAUUCCCAAUUCCAGAAGGUUUGCAUAAUAAGCCAAGAUCUGAGCAGAUAAAGUAUUUAAAUGAUGCAGCGGGCAAGAUAGUUGAUGAACUUGUAUUCACCCAUGAAGAUUCAGAUCAUCUUAUUGAUGGUAUUUUAACCACACAAGAGAGAGAAAAUAUGGUGAGAAACCAGCAACUGACAACAGAUAAAAGAUUCCCAUGUCGUUUUGAGGGAUGUGACAAAUCAUUUAAAUAUGAUGGGAAAAGCCGUCAGAAACAUGAGCAGACUCAUAAUCCCCCACCUCAGGUUAAUCAGUCUGUGCAUUCUACAACUUAGAUCCCAAUUACAGAUGAUCAUAUUGAUGACACAAAAGAUGAUGUGUAUAGUUACAACUGUGCUCUGCUUGCACAUGGUCUUUUUUUCCACAACUUUUUAGAUGCUGUUAAAGAGGGAGAUGGCAGAAGAAUAAUGAGACAAUACAAGUAUCUUUUAUUGUAUUGCAAAGCUGAUAAUAAUCACAGUGUCAAAUAUGCACUUGAGUGCUUGUAUCAGAUGUUUCUUGUGAAUGGGCUUCUUUCCCCUAGAGAUGCUCAUAGAUAUAUUUGGAAUAGAAGUGUUAAUAAUAAUGGGAUGGUUGGAAAGAAUAUACCACUAGACCUCGAGGUAGAACAUAGUAACAAAUUCUUAAAACAAGCAAUCAAGAAUCUUGGCCCUAAUGUCACUCCAGCUGCAGUCUCAAGAAUAUGUGAAGCAGAAAAAAGCACAAGGAUGAUACUAAGAAAUUUACAAGAAAGCAUUUGCCACAAGGGAAAGAGUGGUAAGCACACAGCUCGAAGUACAGACAAAGAUCUAAAGGUGAUUGUUGACAAACUUGUAGAAAACCAUGUUUUUACAAAACAGGAUGGCCGCUGUUACAAAAGUUUAUGUGGAUUUGUACGAAAUCCAUUAUCUCAACUGGACAUGUCGAUCAUUUUCAAUUGGAUAAAUGAACAUAAGAAAAAUGUAAAAUUAAACAUUAAAGCAAGAUAA